Molecule: messenger RNA, 1470 nt
Organism: Diaporthe citri
Lineage: Eukaryota; Fungi; Ascomycota; Sordariomycetes; Diaporthales; Diaporthaceae
Exons: 2
Coding region: 1-1470 (489 amino acids)
Biological process (GO): ergosterol biosynthetic process; isoprenoid biosynthetic process
Cellular component (GO): cytoplasm
Molecular function (GO): mevalonate kinase activity; ATP binding
Source: RefSeq, a predicted model, not a curated record
AUGGCGCAUGUCAACGGCUCCCAGAACGGCAAUGGCAAUGGCGUCGACCAGCCUCAUACCAAUGGCAAGUCGUUGCAUCUGAAGAAGGCCUCCCGCAAGCUUUCCAGCCCAAUGAUGCCAGCCUUCAUGGUCUCUGCUCCCGGCAAGGUCAUUGUUUUCGGCGAGCAUGCGGUCGUCCACGGCAAGGCAGCCAUUGCUGCGGCCACUUCUCUCCGGUCAUAUCUCCUGGUCACCACUCUGUCGAAAUCAAAACGAACCGUAUCCCUGAUAUUCCCCGACGUGGACAUGUCGCACACGUGGGACAUCGACCAACUGCCGUGGGCGACAUUCUCCCACCCGUCCAAGAAGAAGAACUACUACGACCUCGUCACCAGCCUCGACCCCGACCUGAUCGCUGCGAUCCAGCCUCACUUGGUCGACAUAUCCCCAGACAAGCCCGACGCUGUGCGCAAGAUACACCGAAAUUCGGCGCUUGCAUUCCUGUACAUCUUCUUGUCUCUAGGCAACCAAUCAUUCCCGGGCUGUUCAUAUACAUUGCGGUCUACAAUACCAAUUGGCGCAGGUCUUGGAAGCAGCGGCUCAAUCGCCGUUUGUCUCGCCGCCGCUCUGCUUUUACAAUUACGAGCACUUUCCGGGCCCCACCCCGAUCAGCCUGAGGAGGAAGCCCGGCUACAGGUGGAAAGGAUCAACAGGUGGGCAUUCGUGGGUGAGAUGGCCAUACACGGGAACCCGUCUGGUGUCGACAAUACAGUGUCCACGCAAGGGAAGGCCGUUGUAUUCCAGCGGACGGACUACAGCAAGGCCCCCGAGGUGCGCCCACUGUGGGACUUCCCAGAGCUUCCCCUGCUGCUGGUAAACACCAAGCAGUCACGGUCGACGGCGCAGGAGGUCGCAAAGGUCGCAAAGCUCAAGGACAAGCAUCCAAAGCUCGUGGGUGGGAUCCUGGACACCAUUGAUAAGAUCACGAAGACGGCAGAAGGGCUGAUCGAAGAGGACGGUUUCGAAAGCAAGGACAUGGAGAGCCUGCGUAAGCUGGGCGAACUGAUGACCGUGAACCACGGCCAGCUGCUGUCGCUCGGCGUCUCACAUCCUAGGCUGGAGAGGAUACGAGCUUUGGUUGAUCACGAGGAUAUUGGCUGGACGAAACUGACAGGAGCCGGAGGUGGGGGUUGUUCGAUCACACUCCUACGGCCUGACGCCCCACGAGAGAAGCUCGAGCGCCUGGAAGAGCAGUUUGGGGAGGAGGGAUACGAGAAAUUUGAGACGACACUGGGCGGCGAUGGCGUCGGCGUCCUCUUCCCCGCGGUCAUCAAGAAUGGGAUGGACGAGGACGAGGACGGCGGCAUGGAGAUCGACCUGGACCUGUUCCUCAACGUUGAGGGUAACGAGGGCGUGGAAAAGCUUGUAGGGGUCCAUGGAGGUGCGGGCGAAAGGGAAGGCUGGAAAUUUUGGAGGGUAGAGUCGCACUAA